Molecule: messenger RNA, 981 nt
Organism: Hemisphaericaspora subhashii
Lineage: Eukaryota; Fungi; Ascomycota; Pichiomycetes; Serinales; Debaryomycetaceae
Product: cleavage polyadenylation factor subunit
Exons: 1
Coding region: 1-981 (326 amino acids)
Cellular component (GO): mRNA cleavage and polyadenylation specificity factor complex
Molecular function (GO): RNA binding
Source: RefSeq, a predicted model, not a curated record
AUGGCACAUUCAGAUGACGAAGAUGCUUUUCUCUAUGGAUCAGAUGAUGAAGAUGAACAUAUAACAAAAAAACAAAAAGUGUCACAGCAAGCAGAUGAAGAAAUAGAUAAUACAGGGCAAAAAGAACGACUGGAAGAGAAGCAAAUAGAGCAAGCAGAUGAAGGUGAAGGAGCAGAACAGGAGGCGAAUGAAGAAGAAGAAGAAGAGGACGAUGAUGACGAAGAAGAGGAAGAGGAAGAAGAUUCAGACGAUGAUAUUGAUAUUAUAAUAGGUGACACUGCGCCCAAAACAUUGUCUCUCGUGCCAGGCAAUGACAUACUAUCCGAAGUGGUAGAUACUGACGCCGAGAAAGACUCAGGAGUUGCGACCACUACUACAGUUGUAGCCAAUGAUGGAUCUACUUCUACAAUUGACAUAAAUGCAGUGGGAGAAUAUGAAGGUAAACCAAUAACUCAGUUGGAUUUAGAAACAUUGAAAGAUAAACCCUGGAGAGCACCAGGGGUGGAUAUUUCUGAUUAUUUCAAUUAUGGAUUUGAUGAAUUCACAUGGACAGCAUAUUGUUAUAAACAAGAUAAUACCAGAGGAGAGUUCAAUCCACAAAAAGUCAUGGCUGAUAUUAUGAAAGGUGGGGCUGCAACUCCCGCAGGAAUGCCACCAAUGGGUAUGCCUCCUCUAGGAAUGAUGCCACCGGGUAUGAGUAUGCCACCUGGUAUGCCACCGAUGCCACCAGGUAUGAGUAUGCCACCUGGGAUGAGUAUGCCCCCUGGUAUGAGUAUGCCACCAGGUAUGAGUAUGCCACCAGGUAUGAACAUGCCACCCGGGAUGAGUAUGCCACCAGGUAUGACCUUGCCUCCUGGAAUGACUAUGCCUCCAGGUAUGAGCAUGCCAAAUUUACCUAAUAUGUCAAACUUUAAUCCUUCAGGAGCAAAUAUGCCCAACUUUCAAAAAUUCAUUCUGCCCCAACCCCCAAAUCAACGAUAA